Messenger RNA from Stylonychia lemnae, 5376 nucleotides. Lineage: Eukaryota; Ciliophora; Spirotrichea; Sporadotrichida; Oxytrichidae. The record is from the annotation of a GenBank genome assembly.
AUGGUGAUAAACCUUAUUUUAGCGCUCUUAUUUGCCGCUACUUUUCAAAUGCUAGCAGUUGCAAAGAACUUUAGCAUUGAAUUCAGAACUGACUGGUGCAAAAAAUCUUCAAUCUACUAAAAGCUUGAUACUAUAUAUUAGGAAUCAUAAUAAGAAUAUUCAAGGGUUAUUCAGGAUAUCUAAUAGCUUUAGCUUCUUUUAAAUAAUAAAGGAUAGCUAUUACCUAAUGAUAAUAUUAUCGCAUAAUUGGAAUAUGUACACCAAAUAGAAAGAUAAGAAGCUUAAAGAUAUGCAGUCGACUAGUAUACUAACAUUUUAAUGUGGAAGAAGGCUAUAAAUACUUAGCAAAACUUAGUAUCUCGUGUUAUAGUCUAUGAUUUGGAUGGACAUAGAUAUCAAGUUGAUUUAAGCUAAUAGAAUAAAAAAAGUUUGAUUAUGUAAUAGGAGCUUAAUCUAAAAAAGGAUAAGAUCUAUUAUAAAAAUCUAACCAGUACAGAGAUCUUAUUUGUUUACUUGGACAUUCAAAUGUGUUUAAGAAAACCGGAUAUAUGUUAGGAGAUACUUAAUUAAUUGAGUACAUAAAAUAUUGUCGUCAGGUAUAAAUUUUCAGAAUGUGAUUAGACUAAUUAAGAAUAUACUCCCAAGGAGAUGCUCACAGGAAUAGGAUUAAAAAUCAUGGUAUCUGAUUACUACUUUCAUGUUGCUAAUAAUCCAGAAUAUUUAAAAAGAUGGCUGCUAAGAACAAAAGAUUUUGAUACUUUCGUGGAUAUUUUGUAAAACCAUAAUAAAGUGAGUAAUAAGGGUUAGCUAGAAGUGUUUGAAGGUGAAAAUCCUCAGUUGCAAUGGGAUAUUUAAUAGUCACUUUCAAGAUAGCAAUUCAUUAUAAUUGGAUACAAAUUGAUCAGAUUAGACUAAUCAACUUCAGAUCCUCAUUAUCUUGAUAAAGAAAUCAGGACAGCUUACAAUAAUACUUUGAGAUUGAGGGAACUCACCUCAGAUCCUCAAGCCUUAUUCUAAAAUAUUAUUCGGUACAAAUUUUCGAAUAAGCUUACUUAAUAUCAUCCUUCUAAUAGGCUAUUAAAAGACAUUGAGAAAUUUAUGAUAAAUAGAGACCCUAAUGAUUUAGAAAAGAUUAAUGAAUUUUUAUUGAUAGUAGAAUAAUAGGGCCAUAUAAAAGAAUUUGAAAGCAUGAGAAUUAGUCUAUCACAAUAGAAGUCCUAUUAAAUAGGAUUAUACAAUAUUGGCCAUUGCUUAACUUCCAAUAUUUAAGAUAAUUAAAUUGAAUAAGAUAAUUAAAAUAGUAUAAAUGAGUGUCCAAAACUAUCUCGAGAGAAUGAUGUCAAAAAUGCUUAUUAGAGAAAAUAAUAGCUUUGCUUUAAGCAUGGAUUAUGCUCAUUUCCAUUCUUAUAUGUAAAUGGUUUCAUCAUAGACUAUGCUAUAUCUCAAAAUGCUAUUAAAAAUCCUAAAACAUACCUUUAAGAAAUUUUAAAACUAACAUAAAAAAGGUAAAUCAUACAAAAUUAGGAAAAAUAAGACAAAAUAACAAAGCUUAAACAUUUUAUCCCUCUAGUAGAUAAUCAUAUCUCAAUCAGGAAUGAAAUAACUGUAAUUAGACCUGCAGGCAAAAACUAUUACAAUGACCUUUAAAUUAACUCUGAUUCAAAUGUAUUAAUAUAGUAUUUGACCCAGGAUGAUUAAGUAUCUCAGAGAUUUUAAAAUGUUAUUACAAGUUACAAUCAGUUAGAUUACUUACAAGCGGUUGCAGUAAGAAUCAAUGGUUUAAAUGAUUUCGAAUUAAAAGGGUCUAUACCUUUAGGAAAGUAGAUUUAUGUCUUCCUAAAUGGUCUUUUGCUUAACUCUAUCGAUGAUGAUAGUAUUGAUGAAUUCAAAAUAUUUGACUACAUUAGGAUAGAGAACGCUAAAAUCAACAAAGUUUUGAAGAAUAUGGGAAGAAAAGUAAAGGGAAGCAUUUGCUAGUUAAUGACUGAGAUUAACUUUAUGAAUAUACUUUAAGAAAAUGAUGAGUAGUUAUUGUCAGAAUAUGAUAGACUUAAAGGUUAACCAUUCUAGCACUAAUUCAUCAAUAGUGAAACAGAUGAAAAUCCUAUAAAUAUCUAUGCAAAAUUAAGUUUCCUUUCUCUAGAGUCAGUUGCAUUUAUAACCUAUAUUCAUCAAAGCAGGCAUAUGUAUAACUUCUAACUUGAUUUACACGCCCUUUACUAAAACUUCGAUUUCAGAAAAAUGAGCGACUAUCCAUACCACAAUUAUCACCUAAUAAUCAACGAACCCUUAAAGCAAGUUAUAAAGAUUAAAGAUAUAGAAUCUCCUUAUCCGUAAUUGCAGUUCCACUUAUAGCAGACUUAAGGUGUAAACUUCAUAGUGGAUGAGUUAUCUCACUUUAACUCAUAUUUUACAAACAAUACCAAUCCACAUCCUGUAAUUGGGUUCAAUUUUACUCUAGAAUUCAACAUUGUGUACUUCAGAGAUCUAUUAUAAGAAGAUGAAGAAGUUCUAGUUGCUUUUAGAUUAAAGUAAACUCAACAGAUAGUCAAAAUUCUAUAAUCUCCAAUAAAGUCUGAGGAAUUUAGUACAGUUGUUUAGGAUAACCGUUAGAAAUUUAUCCUGCACGAUUACUCAAACAUCUAUAGAAAGAAACCCAGAAUAAUGAGGGACUACUAUAUUUUAAUUACUCCUACUCUUGGGAGAUUCUUCUUGACAAGGGAAGAUACUAAUGACACAGAAAUCAUAAAUAUUGAUUCCCUUCAUUUUGAAUUAUCGUCAAACAAUGUGAUAUUUGAAGAUAGACAGGUUACUUCACAAAUCUAAUCUACAGAUUAACAAUAAAUGUUGCAAUAUUAUCCUCUAAGAGAAGAAUUUUAAUUCCUGGUAGAGCAAGAAUAAGUCAGCUCUUAAAGAAAAGAUGACACUAUUCAUCUGUAUUACCAAGUAUCAGGUAGUGAGUAUGAAACUGUCCUGCUAUAUCAAAUAUACUAGAUAAUUGUCAAUGAUCCAUCUUAGAACUUCAAAAUUCAUGUUAUCGAAAACCUAUUUAUCAGUCCAUUCUUUAGAGAGAGUCUCAUUAAGCUUGCAAAUGAACUAGAUUUUGACUACUCAUUUUUCACAUUCGAAUGGCCUUGGAGUAUAAUCUUUAGACCAAGAUUAAUUUAUCAAGAGAAUGUAAUUUUUAGAAUACUUUUCUCAGAUUAAAUGUUUGACCAUAAAAUAAAGAGGAUAAUAUAUAAAGAUGCCGAUUAAUGCUUAAAUCCAGGGGCUGACUUUCAAGAAUUAAGAGAUUUUGAUUUACAAGAAAGUCCAUUAGGAAUGGCUAAGCAUGGCCAAGAUAGCCUUCAUAAAUAUUUAAUGAUAAGAAGUUAAGAAUUAAGCUAAUAUAAUCCUUAGCUAGUGAAUCAAACUACCUAUCAUUGUGGUGGAAUUAUCGUCAAAGAUUUAAGAAGACUUAAUGAUUUUGAUCAUCUGGAGCAGGUUAGACACUACUACAAUAAUAGUCUUCGAGAUGGUUUACUUACUUUUAAUAUCAAUGAUUAAGACUUAAUACAUUAUUCUCAGCACCUAAUGCCAAUUACUGAACUGCCAUGGUACUGGAUAUAUUCUCAUGAAAUGUAUGGAAAAAGAUCAAAAAUUAAUGCUAAAAACAUUGACAUGUAUGGUACAGUUAAAUUAGGACUAGAGCAUGGUCAAGCGCUUACUAAAUUUGAACUAGCUCAGGACAAAUGCUAUUUUUAUGCAAAGUAUUACAGUGAUCUUGACUUGCUUUUGAAUAAAGAGAAGUUUAUUAUAAAAUAAAUUGAUAGAACAAAUAGUUGGGAAAAUCUAUUCCAACCUAUUGUAUAUAAGUUAUAGCCAGACAUAUUUAUAAACUUGUUUAUGAUAUACGAGCAAGACUUUAUAAAUAAUUUUCUUGAUAUAAAAAUGCUUGAUUAUAUGGUGGGAAGUAGUAUUUAUGUUUACAACUCAAGUUUCUCACUUUUAUUUGAAAAUUUAGACGAUCGGAUUAAUCAUAGUGUAUUUGAUUAUAGAAGAGAUUAACUAACUUUUUCGAUUUCGAAUGAUAAUUUGAAAUUACAUGGAAGUGGAGUAAUUGAAAAUGUAAAAUAAAAAUAUGAAAAGAAAUCCCCUUAAAAUUUCUAAUUUACAGCCAUUAUAAAGAAUUUUCAAAUAAAUUUUACAAUAGCGAUGUCUGAGUUAAAGCUGCUAAGAAAUGCUUAUUUAAUAGUCCAAAAUAUCACUUAUGAUAUAAGCAGUAUUGACAUUUAAUCUAAUGAUGAUAUAAAGAUUGAAAACAAUAGCAUAAUUUCUUAAAUGCUUCGUGAAAUUUUGAAGUCUAAGAUUUAAACAAGCCUCAAUAAAGUAAUACUUGGUAACACUGUUUUUACAAAAGGAUUUUAUAUGGAAUAAUUUCAAUAAGUUAUCGACUAUUUUUUCAAUUCCUACAAGUAAAGAGUCUACAAUUUCGAAUAAAAAUAUAACCAAAAUAGUUUAAGUAAUGAUGAUAUCAUUUUAAUUGGCAUUAAUUUUGAAGACUAUAAGAAACCCCACUUGAAACAUGAUCUAAUAUUAUAGGAUAUUCAAAAGCCAGAAAAUAAAAAAUUGGAAUUGAUAUUUUCAGGAUUGUUUUGCAAUGAUAAAGAAAUAAUAAAGCAUCUUGGAAUUAGAGAUUAAAAACUUCUCAAUAAAAAAUAAGAAUUUUUCAACAACAAAGAUACAUUUUAUUUUAGGAAUGAUAAUCUUUUGACAACUCACAAUCUCCUAAAGAUAUUACCUAAUAUUGCCUAGCAAUUAGAUGAACCUAAAUUAGUUAGACUCACUUAUUCCUAUAUGAUUCCGGAAAUAGAGAUCAAUAAUCCAUUCGGGAUCUUUUUAGAUGAAAAUCAAACUUUGUUAUUGAAUUUACCAUUCGAUUUCAGAAUUAGACAUUAGAAGUAGCUAGGAUAUUGGUCUUAGCUUAGGAAUUACAGAAUAGUAUUCUCCUUGAAUAUAAAAUAGCAAGAAAAACAAAACAAUAAUUAGAUCAACAAUUUCAGCAUCUAAGUUAAACUUAACCAACUUAAUGUUACCCAUUAUGUAGAAGUGAUAGAUGAUGAAAUUAAAUUACUAGAGGCUAAAGUUUCCAGUGCUCUUGAACUACUUAAUGAUCAACUCUCAUAAAACAAUAAUGAUUUUAUGUUUUUUUUCAAAAAAAUUACAUAGAUGGAAGACUUUGAGUUAGCUAUCUAAGAGUAAAACGAUUACUUUUAGCUCAAUGUCUAUGGAUCAGUAAAAUAGUAGAAAAUAAAGAAGAGGGCUAUGAAAGAUUUGAAGAAGUCUGGAAGAAUAUAAACUAGAUUUUUGGAGUAUAACUAAAAGAAUUAGUAUUGA